CAGGGAAGAAGCCUGGGGAAGAGAGGACACUCAGGCCGUGCCUGGGAGCUGGGUGGCUUCACUGGGCAGGGCAAGGUGGAGACCUAGUGUGGCCCUAGGGGCAGAGAAGGAAGCCUCCUGGGACCUGUUCUGUUCUGCCUCUGAGAGUUUUCCCCAAGCAUUAAUUUUAAAGGCAUUCAGCCUUGGGGAGAACCUCUCUCUGUGGGGAGGCUGCCUCCGGGAGUCUCCUGUGAAGCUCCCCCUGCUCUUCUCCAGUCUCUGGAGUGGGACCUUCUCCUUUUUCUCUGCUCCAGAGACCACCCACAAUGGCUGGCCUAGUGGAACCAGCUGUGGGACAGACAGCGGGUCGGCUCAGACUCUGAGACAAAAGCUGAGAAGGGAGACUACAGAGGGAAGACAGAAAGCUGAUAGACAGGCAGGGCCUGGGGAUUCGUCCUGGACAGGGGAUGAAGCCAGCCAGGUGCACCCCUCCUAAUCCAGCCUCAGAAUGGCACUGCCUCCCAGUCCCCUGGCCAUGGAGUAUGUCAAUGACUUUGACUUGAUGAAGUUUGAGGUAAAGCGGGAGCCCUCAGAGGGGCGAUCUGGCCCCCCGACAGCCUCUCUGGGCUCUACACCCUACAGCUCAGUGCCUCCUUCACCGACCUUCAGUGAGCCAGGCAUGGUGGGGGCCACUGAGGGCACCCGGCCAGGCCUGGAGGAGCUGUACUGGCUGGCCACCCUGCAACAGCAGCUGGGGGCUGGGGAGGUGCUGGGGCUAAGUCCUGAGGAGGCUGUGGAGUUGCUGCAGGGUCAGAGCCCAGUCCCCAUUGAAGGGCCCCAUGCCUACUACCCAGGGAGCCCAGAGGAGACAGGAGCCCCGCAUGCCCAGCUGGCCGAGCGGUUUUCCGACGCGGCGCUGGUGUCGAUGUCUGUGCGGGAGCUAAACCGACAGCUGCGGGGCUGCGGGCGCGACGAGGCGCUGCGGCUGAAGCAGAGGCGCCGCACGCUGAAGAACCGCGGGUACGCGCAGGCCUGUCGCUCCAAGCGACUGCAACAGCGGCGGGGGCUGGAGGCGGAGCGCGCCCGCCUGGCCACCCAGCUGGACGCGCUGCGGGCCGAAGUGGCCCGCCUGGCUAGGGAACGCGACCUCUACAAGGCUCGCUGUGAACUGCUGGCCCCGAGCGGCCUGGGGCCAGAGGCCACGCCCACCUCUUCCUCUGAGCCCCUGGCCACCGAGUGGUGGAGUAGGUGGGCGGGCGGUGCACACCACCCCGGAGGCGCCUGCACCAUUCACUAGAUGGUUACUGAACGCCUUCUGGUGCCAGACAUUCCUUUGGAUGACCCACACAAGUAGCCCCUAACUUCCUGGACCCUCAAGGCAUGCUCUGAGGUUAGAUGCUGGUCGUUUCCUGGGAGAGGGGUCCCCUUCCCUCACGCAGGACGUGCACAGAAACCCUUCACUUUCUGCCCUACUCUAUAGGACCGGGUCACUGAAAUCUGCGGGGGUCAGUGCCAGCAUUGUGUAGGGGGCGGGCGGCAAGGAGGUGUGGAUGACGUACAGUGAAUGGGAGGUGAGGGAGUCCUGCUGCUCCCAGAUCAGUUUAGAUUUUAAUUCAAGGCUUUCAACCUGUAGUGCAGUAAGGUGGUAAUUAGCAAUGAGGCUAUGUUUUCAUUCCAGGGCUCGUAACCUCCCCAUUUUAGGACAACUGCAUUUUCAAGAUUUCAAUUCCCAUUAUCAAGACAGACCAGAAACUUGAUUCAAGAGGCUUUUGUCCUAGCUAAUCCCAUGGCCCCCAAGGUCUAGAGCAGCAAAGGCCAGAAGAGCUCCGGGGGUGGUAGGUGUGGUCUGGGAGAGGACCCUGAGCAAGAGUCUGAAAACCUGGGUGCUAGUCUCAGCUCUGCCACAGGAUACCUCUGGCACCUUGAGCAAAUCACUGGCUCCCUGGGUUUUGACGACCUCAUCUAAUGCUCACUUGAUUGGAUGACUUCUGACACCUUUCCAGUUCUGGCCUCUCCAUAGUGUGGAAGCCCUAGGGGUCUCCCUGAGAAUCCCUCAACUCAGCCUCAUUAAAGGGACUUCCUGCCCUGUUCCAGCUUCCUGACUGCAGCCUAGGCCCUGGAUGAGACCAUGCACUGGUUUUGGGUUGCUCCUUCCAUGCUGCCUUGGCCUCCAGACCUGCAUAGGUUGCCCCUGCUCCCUUCUGCCUCUCUGCGGGCUGAGGUGAGACUUUCCCCAGCCUGACAAGGAGCUGAGAGAAUGCAGCUUUUGUGAAUUAAACUUGAAGUCUAGGCACAACCGUAUGCUAUUGGCUAGAUGUUCUUGCAAUUUAAGAAGUGUUUAUUCUAUAUCCUUGCUCCAGGCCUAUGUAAGUGUGUGUGUGCAUAUGUGUGUGUGUGAGAGAGAGAGAAUGAGAGAGAGAGAUACAAAGUGUGGUGUGGGGGAAGAGAUUGGAUAGCCCCCACCUGGGCUGAGUGGAGGAUCACAGUUCUAAGGCCUAAUGGAAAUGGGGGUGGUGGGCGGGGAUUGGGCCAGAUGGAACCUUGCGCUCCCACCUCCA
Bubalus bubalis (water buffalo) is the source of this 2537-nucleotide messenger RNA. RefSeq names its product neural retina leucine zipper (gene NRL). Gene Ontology annotation, biological process: regulation of transcription by RNA polymerase II. The coding region runs from base 488 to 1276 and encodes 262 amino acids. The record is from RefSeq and is a predicted model, not a curated record. Gene Ontology annotation, molecular function: DNA-binding transcription factor activity, RNA polymerase II-specific; RNA polymerase II cis-regulatory region sequence-specific DNA binding. NCBI's taxonomy places the organism in Eukaryota, Metazoa, Chordata, Mammalia, Artiodactyla, Bovidae. Gene Ontology annotation, cellular component: nucleus. The transcript has 3 exons.